GAGGGCGGAGAAGCCGUGGAGCGGUCAGUUGGCUGGGACCUGAGCUGAGUAGUUGGGCUUGUAACUUAGGGGCCGCAAGAGUGGAGGACUGGCCAUGUCGUCCUUGAUCAGAAGAGUGAUCAGCACCGCAAAAGCCCCGGGGGCCAUUGGCCCCUACAGUCAAGCUGUGUUAGUCGACAGGACCAUUUACAUUUCAGGACAGAUAGGCAUGGACCCAACAAGUGGACAGGUUGUGCCAGGAGGGGUAACAGAAGAAGCUAAACAGGCUCUUAAAAACAUGGGUGAAAUUCUGAAAGCUGCAGGCUGUGACUUCACUAAUGUGGUAAAAACAACUGUUUUGUUGGCUGACAUAAAUGACUUCAAUACUGUCAAUGAAAUCUACAAACAGUAUUUCAAGAGUAAUUUUCCUGCUAGAGCUGCUUACCAGGUUGCUGCUUUACCCAAAGGAGCCAGAAUUGAAAUUGAAGCAGUAGCCAUCCAAGGACCUCUCACAACAGCAUGACUAUAAGUGGGCCUAGUGUGUUGUCUGGAAUUUUUAACAUGUCAGUUGUUACAAUUCAUGUAACAUCUUAAUUAACAUCUUAAUUUUUACGAUUGAGAAAAGUAUAAGCUUGACUAAAAUAUCUGAAGUGAUUAUGGAAAUACCAUAUAACAGGGGUAGUUGAAUAUGAAUUGAAGAUUAGAUAAUGAAUCUAGUUAUUGAUGUAAAUUACAUUUACAUACUCCCAUAUUACUGAAAGUAGGAAAAAGUUACUCGUUAUGUAGUUACUCAAAUAAGUAAAAGUAAAGUGAAGUAACAGGAAUAAUGAGAUAUGUCCCUGAGAAAUAACCAGAAGCAUACCGAAUCAAACUAAUGAUGUGAAAUAGUUCUCAUGUCAGAUUUGUGAUUUACUUGAAUAAAAUUAAAGUAUUUAAAUUUGAAUGGUAGAGGCCUAGGAGAAAAAAGUGGACCAAAAUUUUAUAUAGAUAAUAUUUUUCUAAUGAAAUAAAAUAGACAUGCAGAUUUC
Molecule: messenger RNA, 1007 nt
Organism: Nycticebus coucang (slow loris)
Lineage: Eukaryota; Metazoa; Chordata; Mammalia; Primates; Lorisidae
Gene: RIDA
Product: reactive intermediate imine deaminase A homolog
Exons: 6
Coding region: 95-502 (135 amino acids)
Cellular component (GO): cytosol
Molecular function (GO): deaminase activity
Source: RefSeq, a predicted model, not a curated record